This is a messenger RNA of Ilex paraguariensis (yerba mate), 2146 nucleotides long. The record is from the annotation of a GenBank genome assembly. Lineage: Eukaryota; Viridiplantae; Streptophyta; Magnoliopsida; Aquifoliales; Aquifoliaceae.
GCCACAUUUACUGCAACACUCUCAACUCCAAGCCAUUUGUUCCCAACAAAAAAUGGAAUUCCUCUCAAGCAAAAAAGAAAAAAAAAUGGAAUUCCUCUCAAGGUAUUCUCAAAAACCAGACUCUGAAAGACCUAAAAUCCAAACCCUAGAUCGAAUCACUGUCUUACCAGACACAAUUCUCCUUCACAUUUUCUCUUUCCUACCCAUGGAAGAUGUUGUCAAAACCUGUAUACUAUCAAAGCAAUGGAGGUUUCUUUGGACUACUGUCUCGGCCCUCAUGUUCAGCCACCGUAACCAACCUGAUGAAGACCUCUGUAAGUUCAUCUCCUUUGUGGACAAAACCCUGGUGUUAAUCAACUGUCCUAAACUGAAAAUUUUUUCAGUUGAUUUCGCAUACCACCGUCGUUUUUCUGCUGAUGUUAAUGUCUGGCUUUGUUUCGUUACGAAACAUGGUGUGGAAGAGCUCAAAUUGGAUUUUUCCAACAAGCAUAAUUUUGGGUCUGGUCUUUUUCAAUUGCCUCAGCAUUUGUAUAGUAAUGGGUCGUUUGUGAAAUUGAGUUUAUCAAUGUGUGGUAUUGUGCCUAAAGGGUUGAUUAGUUGGAAAUCACUGAAGAGUUUGACAAUUGGGUCCACGGAGUUAAGUGGUAAUAUGAUUGGAAACAUAGUGUUGGGUAGUCCUGUUUUGAAUUUUUUGGAGCUGUUUAAUUGUUGGGGCUUCGAUAAGCUGGAGAUUAAUGGUGGGAGUUUGAGGAAAUUGGUGAUUAAUGGGUAUUUGAAUCAGAAAAAAGGGGACUCUGUUGUUGAGAUUUGGGCUCCGGGUGUUCGGUCUUUGGAUAUUUUGGGGUGUUUACAUGGGAAAAUUAUUCAACUAGAGAAUAUAUCGUCUACGGUUGAUGCUAAGCUGGAUUUCUACUUAACAAAGAUUAAUCAUGACGCUGAUGAUGAUUUUAAAAUGGAGAAAUUUAUGUUAAGUGAUAUGCUAGUCAGCAUUCAGCUUAUUAAGUAUCUUACAUUUGGAACUUGGUUCAUUGAGGUUCUAUCCAUGCUGGAGAUUAAAGGUUUGCCAUCUGUCUUGCCGAAGUGCAAACGUUUAAUGCUACAUACUCCUAUCCAGGAACGGUACCUCUCUGGGAUAGUAAACCUGCUACAUAGUUCACCUGACGUGGAGACAUUAAUCAUAAACAUGACCCCACCAUCUUUUGAAUUUGAGGUUUGCUUUCUGGAGACAUUUUUCCCAUCUAUUUGUUUUACAUUCAUAACUCGAGGUGUGCUUAGAUUGGUUUUUAAUGAUUGAUAACUGCCAAUCAAUCUCUCCUUUCCCCUCGUAUUAUAAUUCCUAUCAAUUCUAGAUGUCGCGGUGACUACGAGAAUAGGCAGGUGUUCCAUGUUUAUCAGAAUUUUAAAUGGGCUCUUCUAGAGUUUGGAGAUGGAGUUUUCUGUUGAUCUGAUGUGCUCCCACAUCCCAAUAUUUUCACAUUCUAUUUCUUUUCUUGCAAUUAUAUCUAAAGUAUAUGGGAGUCUUUACUGAGACUAUCACUGGUGAUUUGUCGAGGUUGCUUUAAGUGACUCCCUAUAAAAUUUGAUUAUAUGCAUUGCAACCUAUUAGAUAAUAUUGGUUUAACGGAAAUCUUCGUCUGUAGACCUGCUUCAAUGCAAAAAUUUCCAACUUUUUCAAUGUUGAUGGAGAGAGCUAUUGGACAUCAAAACAGAAGCUUUUCAGAUGUUUGGACCUUCGUCUCAAGACUAUUAGGAUUUCUGGCUUUGAAGGCAGGCACUGUGGACUUGAGAUUCCAUUUUUACAAUUUCUUCUUAAGAGUUCAAGGGCAUUGGAAAAAAUGGUCAUCAAUGGUCGUGGUGUUGGACAAGAUGAUUUGGUACGUGGUGCAUUUCAAGACCAGCUUCAGGUGGCUGAAAGCUUAUUAAGCUUCCCUAGAUCCUCUAAAGGUGCUGUAAUUAUAUUCAAGCAUUGAUAUUCUUUUCAUACUGCUACAUUUUCUUGGAUGUUGUUUAGUUUACACACAUACCUAAACCUGGUGAACUUUCUCUUUGUUGUAUACAUUGUAUAAUCGGAAAAUUUUUGGUUGUGUUGCACUUGAACUGAUUCAUUUCAUCGUGCUAUCUUGUUGCUUUCUGAGAAAUUUUUGUA